Molecule: messenger RNA, 2604 nt
Organism: Aspergillus alliaceus
Lineage: Eukaryota; Fungi; Ascomycota; Eurotiomycetes; Eurotiales; Aspergillaceae
Product: putative arsenite resistance protein Ars2
Exons: 2
Coding region: 1-2604 (867 amino acids)
Cellular component (GO): kinetochore
Source: RefSeq, a predicted model, not a curated record
AUGAUUGAUCGCUACGAACCGUCUGACCGCCGCGCUUCCCGAGAUGAUUACUAUGCUGCGCCCCGUGAGCAUUCUCUCCGAGAACGUGAGGAUCGCCGCCGUGCUCAUUCCCCAAACGUUGCAAAUAUUGAUCGCUAUGUCCCUGGGCAAGAUUCGGGGAAGCGACCCAUCCCAGCCAAUCCCCUCCCCAAUCCCUUAAGUCUCGAUUUCCAGGUCGGGUUUAACUUUUUCGCGGAGUGGUGGCGCGGUGAACAGUCGAUCAAGGAGGAAAAGGAACGUGCAAAGCAUGGCGGACGUCGCCCAUCAGAUCGUGUCAAGGGAGAACGCGAGGCUCGUGAAGACCGCGAGAGGGAGAGGGCGCAGAUUCAGGACGCUUAUGAUACCUACAAGGUAGAUCUUCAGAUUAAGAUGGCCAGAACAUUCGUACAGCAACAUCGAAGUGAAGAGUGGUUCAAAGAACGUUACGUCCCACAAGUCCGCGAUCCUCUCCGCCGUCGCCUGAUGGACUUCCGUGCCGGAGCUUAUCAACAAUGGGAGCGCGAUAUAGAUGGUGGUUUGUUUGAUGAAUUCACCCUGGAGGGAAUUUAUAAAAGUGAGAGCGACGGAGCAGGUGGUGUCGUCGAGAAGGAAGAAGGCGAAACUACAGCUGUUGGCGAGACGCUCGGUGUCUUGGACUUGCUCCCGACUCGGGGUGGGGAGCUGCGAGAUGAAGCGUUGUCUCAACCGGCUUUGCUUAUUAAGACCUUGGCACCAAAUGUGAGCCGUGAAAAAAUAGAGGACUUCUGCAAGGAGCAUCUGGGAGAGCAAGAUGGCGGAUUCAAAUGGCUUAGCCUUAGCGAUCCAAAUCCUUCCAAGAAGUAUCAUCGAAUGGGAUGGAUCAUGCUACACCCGGCUCCGGAUGUUACCGUGGUAGAGAGAGGGGAUGGAAGAGAAGAGGAAGGUGAGGAUAUAGAGCAUGACAAGGUGGCAAAUGGAGCUGUGAGCGUGACCGCCGCCGAAAAGGCACUCGAUGCGAUCAAUGAUAAGACGAUACAUGACCCAGUUCACGGGGACUUCGUGUGCCAUGUCGGCGUCCAUGUCCCACCGUCCCAACCUCGCAAAAAGGCGCUGUGGGAUUUGUUUUCCGCUCCGGAGCGCAUCGAGCGGGAUUUGGAACUGGCCCGACGACUGGUUUCAACACUUGAUUCUGAGAUGGGUGGAAACGCAGACGGCUAUGCUAAAAUCGAAGAGCGUGUCGAAGAGUUGCGUGGGAAGGGUUGGCUGCAACCUCCAGUCACGGGCCCUGUCAGUGUCAAGAAAAGAAGGAAUGAAUUUGACGCGGAUGAUAUGGAUGAGGGCGAAGCAGAAGAAGGCGAGGAGCAGGAAGGCUGGGAUGAUGACGAAGUGGACGACGAGGAACUCCUCGCGAAGAAGAAGAAACUUGACUUGAUGGUAGAGUACCUGCGUAGGGUCUAUAACUUCUGCUUCUUUUGCGUAUUUGAGAGUGACUCUGUCCAUGAGCUUACUCGAAAGUGCCCCGGUGGCCAUCUUCGUCGGCCACGCGCUGGCCUCACUACACAAUCCAAAGCUGUAGCUCGAGCGAGCGCCCUCGGCCAGCCUUUCCCUACUAAAAAGAAAGAACCGAACGAAGGAGAGGAGCAGUCAUCCGUCGACGAAAAGCGACCGCAACGGUUCAGUUCCAAGUCAGAGCAGCAGCUACAGCGCGCGUUCAACUGGGUUAAGACAUUUGAGGAUAAGCUCCUUCAGAUUCUCGAGCCAGAAAAUGUCGAUAUUCGGAAGUUGGGCGGCAAGCCCGUUGAUGAGGCGUUGGAGGAAGAGUUAGCGAAGUAUGUCAAGCAGGAGGAUGAAUCCAAAUACCGUUGCAAAGUGCCAGAGUGCACCAAACUCUUCAAGGCGGACUAUUUCUGGCGCAAACAUGUGGAAAAGCGUCACGCCGAAUGGUUUGAGAGCAUUAACAGUGACCUUUCCUUGGUGAAUGCCUAUGUCUUAGACCCUGCUCGUAUUGCACCGUCUCGGUCUGACGCAAAUAGUAAUGGCCAUUUCCCUCUCAGCUCCGGCCAAACUCAAGUUGGCACUCCUCGUGGCUUCAGCCUUGCGGCCAUGCCGCCGUACAUUGGGCAUAAUGGCAAUGUGCCUGGGGGUUUCCAGAGUUUACCCGGGGCUGGGCUGUCUAGUAUUAUGGGUGUUGCGAACCAAGCCGGUUCUUGGAGUGGAAAUGGUUUGGUCUCUGGCGAUCAUUCCGGCUUGCAUCAGCCAGGUGCCAUGCGUCGUAAUAACCGCUACAAUAAUCGGCCAGGACCAUAUGAUCGCCGUGGUCCCCGGCAUGCCACUGCAGGAAGCGGUCGUUUGAGCCCAGCUCGUGGUAUACCGAGCUUGUAUGGCUCUGGUGGUCGUCUUCCAGCUAACGCCGGUGUCCCGUAUAUCCCCCCCGGCCACCCUGCUGCGGCAGCCUUUGCUGGUACAGGUGGCUUUGCCGAUGCUAUGGGAGCUGGUACUGCCCAGCAAGCAAUGGGCCCACGAGAAGCCGUUCAAGGCCGCAGCCUUAAGAGCUAUGAGGACCUUGAUGCGGUUGGCGGGACUGGAAGUGGUGAGCUGAACUAUUGA